This is a messenger RNA of Penicillium mononematosum, 1626 nucleotides long. Its product is annotated as N(6)-L-threonylcarbamoyladenine synthase family protein. Gene Ontology annotation, biological process: mitochondrial tRNA threonylcarbamoyladenosine modification. NCBI's taxonomy places the organism in Eukaryota, Fungi, Ascomycota, Eurotiomycetes, Eurotiales, Aspergillaceae. Bases 1 to 1626 code for a protein of 541 amino acids. The record is from RefSeq and is a predicted model, not a curated record. The transcript is spliced from 2 exons. Gene Ontology annotation, cellular component: mitochondrion.
AUGUACACUACCACUGCCCGUGUCGUCAAGCCAAAGCUGUCCUUGAGCAUCUCUGCUGCGCAGAAUGUUCCUCGGCCAUCACUGUCGCUCAAGUCACCAAGUGCUCUUUCUCGCACGCCGGUCUCACCAAUCUCCGCGGCAAGUCCGACCAGCAAGAGAUUCUCCUCACCGCAAGUUCCAAGCUACGCAUACACAAACUCUUGCUCAUCGAAGAGCAUCCUCAAGAAGCAGUCAUCCUCACGCGCUGGCUCUGUUGACAAGCGUAUACAAUUCAAAGGGACGCCGACUGUCCACUGCGUGACGCCUAUUGAGAAUCCAGACGAGUAUUACGGCAAGCACAUGAAGAUGUCACGAGAAGAGCGGCGGUGGACGGUCCGACAUGACGAUACGUCAGUAGCCAUCGUCGAGAAAACAAAGAAAGACUCCGGAAGCGCAGCCAAGAUCCAUUUCCUUGAAAAUGUAACGGCCGACACGCGCGCGCAUCGGGGAAUUCACCCUAUCAUCGCCCUCGAAUCUCACCAAGACAACCUCGCAACCCUUGUACAGAAAGCCCUUAAUUACCUACCAGAGUCAAAAACAAGCGAUGGACUCAAACUGGCAGAUGGAACUCGUCGCCGGCUCCCCGAUUUCAUAUCCGCCACAAGAGGUCCCGGAAUGCGGUCCAACCUGUCCGUUGGCCUCGACACUGGAAAAGCGCUGUCGGUUGCAUGGCAAAUCCCUAUGGUCGGAGUGCACCACAUGCAGGCACAUCUUUUGACGCCGGGACUCGUAACGUGUCUGGAAAAUGAAUCCAAGGCCGGCCCACCCGCAAUGGGGCCCGAGUUCCCUUUCCUGUCUAUUCUUGUCUCUGGCGGCCAUACGACUCUAGUUCAAUCUAAAGGCCUCACAGACCACAAGAUCCUCGCUACAAGCGAAGAUAUAGCUAUUGGAGAGGCGCUCGAUAAAUCCGCACGAGAUAUCCUACCUGAUUCUUUGCUCCAGGAAGCUAAAAGCACAAUGUACGGCAAGAAUCUGGAGCAAUUCGUCUUCCCUAAUGGCAAGGCCGAUUUCGCGGACUACUCGGCGCCAGAUACUCGAGGUCAAGAAAUAACCAAGCGCGUGAGCGAUUGGGGCUGGUCUCUUACGACUCCAUUCGCGAAUACGCGCAUGAUGCAGUUCAGCUUUUCUUCGAUUUCCAGCAUGGUCGGGAAGAUUGUUCAAAGAGGCGGUACGAAUAUUAAGAUGUCGCAUGCAGAGCGUGUUGAUCUAGGCCGGGAAGCCAUGCGCGUCUGUUUUGAGCACCUUGCUUCACGCACCGUUAUCGCUCUGGAGACUCUGCGGCCGCACAAUACUGGCAAAGAUGAGAUCAAAACCCUCGUUGUCAGUGGUGGUGUUGCCGCCAACCAGUUCCUCAUGAAAGUGCUCACUUCAUUUUUGGAAGUGCGCGGCUUUGGCAAUAUAAACAUUGUUGCUCCGCCUCCGUAUUUGUGUACCGACAAUGCGGCCAUGAUUGGAUGGGCGGGCAUUGAGAUGUUCGAAGCUGGCUUCCGAUCUGACCUCAGCUGUCGUCCUCUGCGGAAAUGGACCCUCGAUCCGCAGGCUGAUGAUGGAGGUAUCCUUGGCCCAGGAGGCUGGAUCCGAGAGUGA